GUUUAUGCAACAAUUUAAACGGCUCACACAGUAUGUAUGUUACUGAUGAGCCGGCCGGAUGUACAUAGUUCAGAAGUCGAGGCCGUUUAUUAGAUUCGGAUGACCGAAAUCAAUGAAAUGCAGCGGCGUGUUACUAGUACUUGGUAUGGAUCCGGAUACGAAGUUAGUUCAGCAUGUUUUGGUCACGGGAACGUAAUUGUGAAUGCUCGCCAACAAACACAAAUGUCUGACCUUGAUUUUGAAUCAACGAUGAACAACUUGGACAAGCGCAAUUUUAUCGAGACAAACCAUUCGUGCAGUUUAUGCUCAAGACGCCGAUAGUUUUUUCAUUAUUAACUAUUUGUGGGCUAACGGUGCCACCGAGCACCGGCGUGAGGUAUCUACGUCGUCUAGUCUUGUUAAUAUUGCCGGAUUUUAUUACAAAGCUGACGUUAGCUUUCGUAGUGUAGAACUAUAUUCAUAUUAAAGGAUCCACAACUGGCAAGGUUCUUACCUUAACAUAUUACUCGAGAUGACCUUUACAAGAGCUUGUGGGAUACUGUACGUCUUGUUCGUCGGGGUAGCUUCCAAUCCGGCGGAAAAAGUGGCGCAUGGUGAGGAGAAAUUGUCAGCGGUUGAUCACAGUGCCAUGGCGGCAUCAGUCAAAUCGUACAUCGGCUGUGCAGAACUAUUGUGGGAACAUUUCUUGAAAUCCCUGGCGAUGCAGCCUAACGGUACCGUGCAUAUGACAGAUAACUCCGCCCAUCCGGAGAAAACUCCAGUGACAACAACGGCUGACCCUCAUCACGUCACCGCUGCCGUCAACGCUAAAACAGUGGCAUCAGCGGCUGGCCAUUCGACCGUUAGCAUGGCAAACACGAACCUGACGACCUUUGAUUUCAAAACGAGCAACUGUUCUGACAAAACGGAUACCUGGACACUGGAUACCAAGCUCUUUAAUAACGUCACUACGUCGCACAACCUUACCGCUGCCAGUCUGCAAGACCAUCUAAACGAUGCCUUCGCCAAGUUUGAUCAGUCGUUUAUGUCUUCCUUCAAUGUCACAAGUAAAGGAAUUCAGAAGGCCAGAAAUUUUACCCUGCAAUGGGUUAUGCAGAACGGAAAGGGUGGUGGAUUAUCCCACAUGGAAAUGGAUUUGAACCAUAAAAUUGCGAAUGGUAGUGCUGCUCAUAACGAUGCUGCUGCUGCUUCACGCCAUUAGAUAUAUUAAAUCCUUAGUGUUGCACGCGAAGCUUUAGUUUCUUCUGGUAUAAUAAUAAUGCAGUACUUCUGCUGGUCAUUCUUUUUUUGCAAAUCAUUUGAAAUUUGCAGAUUUGUGGCUGCUUACAUGUAUAUCUUGCAGAGAGCAUUCGUUUCAUUUUUAAUUCAUUUUUAUGGCUUUAUACAAAAUCAACAACAUGAGAAGCACUGAGUUAUAAACAUAAUUG
Paramacrobiotus metropolitanus is the source of this 1427-nucleotide messenger RNA. RefSeq lists its product as uncharacterized. The coding region runs from base 512 to 1201 and encodes 229 amino acids. The transcript has 2 exons. The record is from RefSeq and is a predicted model, not a curated record. Lineage: Eukaryota; Metazoa; Tardigrada; Eutardigrada; Parachela; Macrobiotidae.